Molecule: messenger RNA, 1364 nt
Organism: Zea mays
Lineage: Eukaryota; Viridiplantae; Streptophyta; Magnoliopsida; Poales; Poaceae
Exons: 5
Coding region: 281-1078 (265 amino acids)
Biological process (GO): chlorophyll biosynthetic process
Molecular function (GO): protein binding
Source: RefSeq, a predicted model, not a curated record
UAAAAAAAUACUAUUACAAGAAAAAUAUUUACAAAAAGUUUGUACCAAAACUAAGGUGGUAAGGCCUGAGCUGUUAUCUCCACGGGCUGGCCAAAACCGUGUAUAUAGCCCACAGGGCCACAGGCCCAGUCGAAACCUUCGCGCGGUGAUGGAGCACGCGCACGCGACCUCGACACGCACGCAGCAGCCAGCAGGUGACCGCCGUCACGCGACCGCUUCCCACACUCCCUUCCCCACCAGCCGAAACCGAGGCUGACGCUGCGCGAGCCAACCGGCGGUGAUGCAGGCGGCAGUCGGCCACCGCGGCGCCAACCUUGGCUCCCCGUCACUCUCGCGCUUCCGGUAUGGCUUCCGCCUCCCCGGCCGGUCCCGCCUCUUCUCUGAGGGCGUGGCGGCGGCGUCACUCCGCGUCGGCUCUCUGCCCCAGCCACGGACCCAUGGCAGCGGCGGUUUCGCGCACCUCGGGGCCAUGGGUGGGGAGGCGCCGAGGCUGCCGCACGCCCUCAGGAGAAUGCUUAUCGAUCAUCAGAAAAUGGCAUGUCCCAACCUUCUGAAAGCUGCUGUACUUUCAACCAUGACAUUGCUUUCUGUACCUCUUGAGGCGUCAGCGGAGAUGUGCCAGCCACCUAGUUCUUUCGCCAAUAUGCCAAUUUUUAUUGUUGUAGCACUAAUAGGAGCUGCUGUUGGCGGAUUAUUAGCACGCCAAAGAAAGGCGGAAUUGAAGCGGCUCAAUAAUCAACUUCGCCAGAUCAAUGCAGCACUUAGAAGGCAGGCACAGAUUGAGUCAUUUGCGCCUGGCCUUACUUAUGCGCCAGUUGGGAGAACAAAUGAAACUGAUGUUAUUGUUGACCCAAGGAAGCAGCAGUUGGUCACAAACCUGAGAAAUGGGAAGAAUUACAUGAGGAAUCAAGAUCUUGAUAAGGCUAUAGUGGAGUUCAGAACAGCUCUGGAGCUUGCAGAGAGCAUAGGUGAUCGUUUUGAAGAAAAGAAAGCUGCCCGAGGACUAGAGGCUCGGGAAGUACCGAGAAGCAAUGAGACAGUACAGCAAGGUUCUGGAGCUGUCCAAGGAGACAGGUGAAGAUUCCGGCUGCACCGAGGCCUACGGUGCCAUAGCGGACUGCUACACCGAGCUGGGCGACCUGGAGCGAGCGGCGAAGGUGUAUGACAAGUACAUAUCGAGGCUGCAGCCCGGCGAGUAAGGUAGAUUUCUUUACAGACGAGACAGCGAGUUCCUUCCCGUUCGUUGAGUUUUGCGUUUUGUCGGUCUUGUUAAACUCACUGCAGGUAUUGGAUUGUUUUGAGAACGAUUUUAAUAUUCGUAUAUAAAUAACUAUUGAUUUAAUCAAAAAAAUAAAAAUAAAUCA